This is a messenger RNA of Mercenaria mercenaria, 4192 nucleotides long. RefSeq names its product carbohydrate sulfotransferase 6-like. The transcript has 5 exons. Bases 1648 to 3048 code for a protein of 466 amino acids. Gene Ontology annotation, molecular function: N-acetylglucosamine 6-O-sulfotransferase activity. NCBI's taxonomy places the organism in Eukaryota, Metazoa, Mollusca, Bivalvia, Venerida, Veneridae. Gene Ontology annotation, biological process: N-acetylglucosamine metabolic process; sulfur compound metabolic process. The record is from RefSeq and is a predicted model, not a curated record.
UUAUAUUUUAGCAAAUUUGUGCCCCUUCUUCAACAUAGAAAAUUUUGCUGAUGUAUAUAAUCUAGUAUUUAGUUGGAAGAGCUUCAAUUUGGCCGAGCAUGUUGUCAUUAGACAUUUAUAAACAUACAACUGAUUUAGAAAUAAUCAUUUCUGAAUAGGGCACGUUACAAAACUCCAGUUGUUUAGUUUAUACAUACUUUAUUUUAGGUCGAUUGUGAAGGAAGUUCUACAACUUAUAUUAAUCACACUCUCGACACCUCAUUCCUGAUGGAAUCCAUCGCCACGAGGGUGUGAGGGAAGAGGCCAGUUUCCCUUUUAAUGCUGAGCGCCAAGCAAGGGAGCUACUGGUACCAUUUUUCACGUCUUUGGUAUGACGCGGCCGGGGAUCGAACCCACGACCUCCCGCACUCGGAGCGGACGCUCAACCACUAGGCUAUCGAGGCGGUUUUUGAAGUUUUACCAUCUAGUUGAUAAUGUAGUUACAGUCUUAUUCUAUUGUACAAAUAUGUUCCUUAUGUUACGAAUCAACAAUGAACAAGUAGAAUUUUGUGUGCAAAAUACGUUUCAAUCCACAUUUCUACUGUAGUGUCGGUGCCGUCUAGGUUAGCUAAGGUGGUUAAGUGCAACACAUUCAAAUAACAGGUCACCGGUUUAAUCCCUAGACUGACUGACUUACUAUUUGGAUGAUUAUGCAGUGUGGGAGACAUGCGUUUUUCUCAAAAGUAGCUCUAGUUACUUUUUACUAUUCUAGAAUGCAAAAUGUGCAUUAGGUUUUACACAGUUUUAAAUAGGGAAUGCAAUUAAUAGCAGUUUCUGUUACCUCAGCUAUGAGGAGGUGAUAUGUAAUAUGUUUUACUAUCUUGAUAUGCAAUGCUUGGUAUAUAUUUUACUGUAUUUUAACCUUUAGCCUGCUGGCGGAAAGUGAUUCUGCCUUUGCGACCAGUGCAGACCAAGAUCAGCCUGCACAUCCGUGCAGUCUGAUCAUGGUCUGCACUGUUCGCUAUUCAGUCAGUAAAUUUUCAGUGAAUACCCCUUCUAUUAAUAAAUGGUACUGCCCAAAUUGAAAGAUGGACCAGUACAUUAUAGGAAUUUAGCAGGGUAAGGGUUAAACAAAUGUACAAAUUUAAUAAUAGCCGAGUCUCUCAUAUUUCUAUUUUAUGAUAUAUAUAUAAUUAUUAACGAAUGCUUCUGAUCAUUUAAGUAUGGUAAAAGCAAAGGUAUUCGUGUUAAUCUUAUAUUGGUGUGAACAGAAUAUAAUAAAAGCCGGGGACAUUCAAAUAAAUAGUACAAUAAUUGUAAAUAACUUGUAAUAUAAUAUGAAUUUGUACACAAAAGAAGUUGUUUGUUUUGGUCAGUUGUCAAUUUAAUACAGCCUUUUGUUAUCUAGAUCCCCCGCGGUAAGAAGCCUGGACUAUUUCUAUUGUAAAUCUGUUGAUAAAACUAGAUUUUCAAGUGCUUAAGUAACAUAGAAAAAUGAGACACAUCAAAGUUUACUGACUAGUUGAUUUUGUUUAAAACAGAUUAAACAAGUUUUGAUUUUUUAUUUUAUUCUGUUCAAGUAACUGUUUUUGGAAUUUUCAGAAAAAGAGGUCGUUUAAUACCGUGUGAAAGGAGAACUCAUUUCUGACAUGAGACAAAGGUUAAAAGAUGGAAGAGUCCGUAAUACACACAGUAAAGAGGCUGAAAAACUGGUUUCUCGUUAUAUUGAUGGUACCAUUUGCACUCGUCCUUAGUUAUUCACUAACUGGUUCGGGGACAUUUCACAGGAACUGGAAAAUAAGUAAUUUGAACCAGUACCAGUUGACUGUCGUCUUGAAAGAUAAUCGACGUAUUGACGUAACUGAAAAGACGCCUGUAGAGCCAUUACAUGUUUAUUCCACUACCGGACACGAGGACAGAAAAACAUCUGCUCAACAAAAUACAUCAGUUAUAACAACUGCCAAGGAUGCGACGACUUCUGCUUCAAUGACGCACAUAAAACGAGGCAACUUCACGGGUGUCAUAUUGUUGACGUACAUGCGCAGUGGAUCCUCGCUGACUGGUGACAUUUUGCAACAGCCAAAAGACACAUUUUACUUGUUCGAGCCUUUGAAAAGUGCGGAACACAUUCAAAAGAGAAAUGGAUCCAUUUCAUACUUAAACGGGACAGUGAUGACAAAUGGAAGAUAUAACUUAAGUGCAGUGUACUUGGAUACACUAUUGGGUUGGCUAACCUGCAACUUUUCUAGAGUAUACCUGGAAUCUUUGUUGGAUCUAGAAUUCCUCGCAUUUGGGAAGACACUUCAACAGUAUACAAGUUGCAUUUACCGAGCUGGUCUCGGAGACUUUCCUGAAACCAGUAAACCAAUAUUAUACAACAUUACAAUACAUCAGAAAGAAUUACUUAAAACGUGCAUGGAGGACUUGCGUAACGUGUGUUUACGUUCUAAGUACCGAAUAGUGAAGACGAUUCGGACAAAGAUGUCCUUAGCUGCGCAAGUUUUAGAACAAGUUGUAGACAGUAAGUUGAUACACUUGGUCCGAGAUCCAAGGGCCACUAUAGAAUCAAAAAGUCACAGAAAGGUGUGUCCUUUAGGGCUGAGUUUUUGUAUCAGCCAACAUUGUCAAAGAGUUCGAGACGAUAUCAUUGUGGAAAAGAAGUCAAGGUCACCUGAACGCUUUCACACAGUGUUUUACGAAAACAUUGCUAGCAGACCGAUCCAAACGGCGAAAAUGAUGUACAAAUUUAUAGGAAUGGAAUUAACACCCGUUAUUUCAGACUAUAUCUUUAAUAUUACACUUGGAAAGAAUAAGUCUGGUUGCAGUGUAUGUACAGCAAAAUGGCAAAUUGGAAACUCCGCCUCCAGUUCAGAGAAACAUGUUGACGCAUGGAAACAGAAGUUGCCACCAAAGUAUAUAAAUAGAACUCAACAGUUAUGCAAUGACGUGAUUAAACAUUACGGAUAUGAAUAUUAUGUUGCUCCUUAUAGAAGAAAAUCAAAAAAUAAGAAAGUGCUAAUGAAGAAAGUAAUACAAAGUGUAGGCAAAUUUCAGCGGAAAGUUUCCUGAAAUUUUGUCUAAGUAGAUAUUACAUAGUAAAUAUUCAAAGGUGGAAUACAAGUUUUCGCUCCGUCCCAAUAGCCAUAAGAAAGAUAACUAAACAUCUCUGCCUGGCAUCCAGGAUUGUAAUGGACUGCCUUUUGGUAACAAACUUUAUUCUAGUUUAUUUUGUCGGUACUUUUUAGAUCCUUAGAAUGUUAAUAACUUUCAAGAUAUUCCAUAAAUGCCAAAACAAAUUAUAAUUAUGAACUUCUUAAGAACAAAAUUCGUGAAUAAGGCACCUGGGUGGUCACACAUACGUGAUGGGACAUUUCUAGUUGUACAGUGAACAAUAUCUGGAAAGUCUAUUUUAAUCAAUAUUAAAAAUGAAGUGGAAAUAUUUUUGCAAAGAGUUUGAGUUUACAAUUAAUUACUGAUGUGGCUAUAUUGUGUGUUACUCACUUCCAGAGAAUAAUGGCAAUCACACUGAAAAUUGUUCACACUCACAAAUGAAAUGUUAAUGUAUGUAACUGAACGAACUGUAUGUCCAUACUUUCCACUUUGCCUAAUAUUAUAUCUUCGCUUUUCAUCAUAUUGAAAGUAUAGUUUGUGUUCACCUAGUAAAACUGAGCAUUCAUAUUAGCGUGUCGGUCACAUAUUUUGAGGCACAAAGAUUACAUUUCAAAUCGGCCAUGAAGAGAAAAACCGAUAAUCAUGAAACGCCAGAGCUGUCUUAUGUUAGAUGAAUAUGAGGUAUCUUCUUAAUUUAGAUUAGUGUCUUUUAAAGAUCCUGUUGUGUCUUGUUUAUUACUGUGUUAUCAUGUUGAGUUGCAAUGCUAUCAUGUCUAAUGUAUGUACUAUUUUGCCAGUGAGGCGUAUUAUUUUGUUAAACAACCAUCCUAUUUUCUCAUAGCAACAUGCUAUCAUGUCCAAUUAACAUACUAUCUGUCCAAAUGACGUACUAUUUUGUCAGUGUGAUGUGUUAUUUUGUUAAACGACCAUACUAUUUUUCUCAAAGGAACAUGCUAUCAUGUCUAGUGUGUAAACUAUCUUGUCAGAGUGACAUGCUAUUUUGUUUAACGACCAUAUGACAGCUCCAGCGUUCCAUAGAUAAAGAUACAUUCUAUUUCUGUGUUUUUGCGACAUCUUCACAUAAAGGAAAAUUCAAAUCGUU